AACAACACAGACCAAGAUGUUCAAAUUGGUGGUGUUGUCAGCUCUUUUCGCCGCGGCGGUGGCUUCGCCAGGCUUAAUUGCCAGCGUACCCUUCGCUUACACCUCUACACUUGUAUCGCCAGCGACUACAACCAUCUCGAGACAGGCCAGCAGUGUCAUCCAUCCGUCUCCUCUCGUUUCUUCAGCUUUUACCUACUCCGCGAUCCCAACGUACGCUCAUUAUAUCAAGAAGCGGUCCGCACCUUUGGCUCUGAGGACAUACAUAGCGCCAACAGCUUUUGUGGCUCGGGCUCCUUGGGCUUAUGCUGCAGCGCCCAUCACCACGACCUACCACUCGUACGCUACACCUUUGAUCCACGCGUCACCCAUCUAUAGUACAACGCAUUUAAUCAAGAAACGGUCCGCACCUUUGGCUUACUUUACCCCAACAACUUACGUGUCUCGUGCGCCUUAUGUGACCACAUACACUGCUGCUGCUCCGUUGGCGACAUCUUUCGGGUACCCUGCGUCAGUAAUUUCUCAUGCUCCCAUUGCCUAUACUCAGUUUAUUAAGAAGUAAUCCAGUCCAAACCCUUUCUCCCUUAGUUUCCCACCCAGUACAACAUUAAACGCUGCACCAAUUGUUUUUCUCAGUUCAAUUUAAAAUAUCCGUUUUUAAACAGUGUAAAUGUACAUACAUGAUUUGUAAAUAAAACAAAGAGAACUAAA
Colias croceus (clouded yellow) is the source of this 708-nucleotide messenger RNA. RefSeq names its product larval/pupal cuticle protein H1C-like. The transcript has a single exon. Lineage: Eukaryota; Metazoa; Arthropoda; Insecta; Lepidoptera; Pieridae. The record is from RefSeq and is a predicted model, not a curated record. Bases 17 to 559 code for a protein of 180 amino acids.